This is a messenger RNA of Wyeomyia smithii (pitcher-plant mosquito), 2065 nucleotides long. RefSeq names its product divergent protein kinase domain 1C (gene aln). The record is from RefSeq and is a predicted model, not a curated record. Bases 391 to 1623 code for a protein of 410 amino acids. The transcript has 4 exons. Lineage: Eukaryota; Metazoa; Arthropoda; Insecta; Diptera; Culicidae.
GAACCUUAAAGCAACAGAGUAUGAAAGAGAGCAAACAGAGUGAGCGAACCGAGAAAGGAAUAAAAAUAUUCGAGCAUGUCUCUUAGAGUACCGCGUAUUGCCCACCCCCCAAGUUUUCAUUCAUUUUUAAGCAGUCUCAGGUAUUGUGCGUGUUUUCGCCGUUUUCGUGACAGAGUUGUGUUGAGACAAGCGUAGCGAGAAGCAGCCACCAACGAGAAUGGAGUUAUACCUUAACAAUUACAUGUUAGCCUUCGAGUAACUUAAAACAGAAGCCUUCUGCACGAAUGAAUUCCGGUCGAAGCUACUCUACUGGUGAUAAUUCAGAACUUGUGCGGUAGAAUACAGCAAGGAAAACUGUGACUGAAGUGAAACUUUCCCUGGGAAAAAAGUAUGCUACUGAUGACAAAGAAGGAGUGGAAAAAUCUCGCCCGAAGGUUACGGUUUUCGCCGCGGAAGCGCCACUACAUAGCUUCGCUGCUAGUAAUCGUGGUGGUUGUUUCCCUGGUGUACUGCACCGUAACCUCGUCCUAUUAUUGCUUCGACACCGGAGUCGAGUGGAAAGUUAAUAAAUUUUGCAAGCGCUAUCGCACGGAGGGAGCUUCAGGCUACCUGUGUCAGGACUUUUGCAGCUGGGACUUCCACUGUCCGGAACCGAGUCUGGAAAUUCAUCAUCCUCAUCGGUUUCAAGCUAAAAAGCUUGGUGAUCCACUGACCAUCAUCCAAGCAGUUCCGAACGAAAAUUAUGAAAAACUAUUCUGGGUGGACAGCCUCUACCAGAAGGAGCACUAUCCUUCCGAAACCGAGUAUGAAAAUAUAGUCAAACGGUACAUCACGAACAAGUACAACAUGGAGAUUCCCUUCGAUAAGAUGCGCUCUCUGUUGAGACUUUCGCAUAAGCAGCACGUUUCGAUGUUCCAUAACAGUAUGCGAGACAGCUGGAAUUUGAUACAGAACCAUGAGUACGCCAUGAUGAGUAUGUUCAAUGAGAAGGAUCUCUUUCCGUUUGUGACCGGUAAUUGCGGAGAAGUGUUCGCUUCCGAGCAUCUGGAGUCGGUUGAUUUCGAUGAGGACCGCUAUUACUUCACGAAGCACAUCGAUACGGACCGCUGGCGGUACCAUAUCAAGGUGGCGGUAUUAAUUUUAGACUAUAUUGAAGAGCUGGACCAGCAUGAAAUUCAGAUGUGCCACGUGGAUCUAACCCGAUUUGGGAUUAAUAAUAAUCGAUUGAAGUACGACGAUUUGCGUUUCCUGUUCACGGAGUAUACUAUCAAUAGGAAAUUGUCCAGCGGAAGUCAUUGCACCCGGGAUGAGCACUGCAAUUUUAUGCACUGUCGGUCCGAGUGCAAUGUCGAGAAAAAAUGGUGCGAGUCGACGGUGUUGAAUAAUAAUGUUCAAAUCAUUUGCGAAAAGAUCUUUCUGGGUACCGAACGCUAUCCGGGCAUUCUAAUCACGCAGAGAACUCCGGAUCGGCUUGCAAUGCUGCUCAAGCGAUGCGCCAACCCGACGCAAGAUCGGGACGUUUCUCGGACCCGGCCGCUGGGGGUUUCCGAGGAUCUCAAGAAACAGCUGUACAAUGAGUUGACCAGCAUUUACGAGCGACUCGCCACGAAUACUGCUCCUUAAAUUUCAAUUCUAUUAAGACUUAGGGUACGAUGUAAAUCUGGUUCACGUUUUCGAACCGUUCUAACUGUAGUGUAUGUAUUUUUUGCAAUGGUCGUCCAUGUGUGAGUGUCAAAAAAAGACACGAUUUGUACGUUGGAUGUGGUUUCACUCUAGAAGCAAACAUGAGAGUUAAUAUUUUUUUAGAGUUUUAGUAGCUUUGAUCGCUAGAUUUUUGCAGAGAAACCAAACUGUCAAUCACAAUCACUUGAAAAGCGAAAGUUCAACAUUUUUCUUAACGUCCUUCUAAUUUAGAAUAGUAACAACAUCAGUGAUAUUGAAACUUUGAGUAUUACUUGAAAAUCAGACCAAAAAAUCAAUUGUAAACUUUAAUUAGCUAACUGCACUGUAAUACCUAGUUAAGAAUCUGUUGAAAUAAACUAAAUUUGAGCACAAAAAAUGACAA